This is a messenger RNA of Adineta ricciae, 223 nucleotides long. The record is from the annotation of a GenBank genome assembly. NCBI's taxonomy places the organism in Eukaryota, Metazoa, Rotifera, Eurotatoria, Adinetida, Adinetidae.
UCUUUUUUCAACAAAUUUACAUUUUACCAAUUAGAAUUAAUUAUAUCGAAUUUUUAAAACAAUAUUCACCAAAUGACGAACUUUUUUAUGAAAAUGAACAAAGAAUGAGAAGACCACCAACGACAAUGAAUGAAAAUAUUCGCCGAAAUGCAUCUCAACGAUCGGAUAUCAAUGAUGUUUCAAUGAAAAUUCGAAGAAAAUUAUCUCAUUCGUAUAAAGAAAU